Messenger RNA from Closterium sp. Naga37s-1, 2736 nucleotides. NCBI's taxonomy places the organism in Eukaryota, Viridiplantae, Streptophyta, Zygnematophyceae, Desmidiales, Closteriaceae. The record is from the annotation of a GenBank genome assembly.
AUGAGACGGACGGACUGCCCCUGGGGGACGAGACGACAAUGCAGAGCUGCUUUCCAUGCAAGAGGUGUAAGCGUGUGGGGUCUGAUAGUUCAUCUUCCAAGCAGCCCCGUUGAAGAGGCUGCAGAUCGCAGCCCCGCCUCACUUUCCUCCCUCUCCUCCCUUCACCUCUGCCUCUUGCACCUCUGCCUCUUGCACCUCCCCCCUCUCCUCCCCAUCACCCCUCCUCUCUCUGCUCUCCAACACCACACUCUUCCGUCCCCUUCACCCGCACUAUCACUCUCACCUCCCCCUCGCUUCCCCCCUCACCUUCCCCGCACUUCCCCCCUCACCUCCCCCUCGCUUCCCCCCUCACCUCCCCCGCACUUCCCCCCUCACCUCCCCCUCGCUUCCCCCCUCACCUCCCCCGCGCUUCCAACCCCACCUACCCCGCGCUUCCCCCCUCACCUCCCCCGCGCUUCCCCCCUCACCUCCCCCGCUCUUCCCCCCCCCACCUCCCCCGCGCUUCCCCCCCCACCUCCCCCGCGCUUCCCCCCCCCCACCUCCCCCGCGCUUCCCCCCCACCUCCCCCGCGCUUCCCCCCCUCACCUCCCCCGCGCUUCCCCCCCCACCUCCCCCGCGCUUCCCCCCCCCACCUCCCCCGCGCUUCCCCCCCCCACCUCCCCCGCGCUUCCCCCCCACCUCCCCCGCGCUUCCCCCCCCACCUCCCCCCGCGCUUCCCCCCCCACCUCCCCCGCGCUUCCCCCCUCACCUCCCCCGCACUCCCCCCCUCACCUCCCCCGCUUUCCCCCCCUCACCUCCCCCGCACUCCCCCCUCACCUCCCCCGCACUCCCCCCCUCACCUCCCCCGCGCUUCCCCCCCCACCUCCCCCGCGCUUCCCCCCUCACCUCCCCCGCACUCCCCCCCUCACCUCCCCCGCUUUCCCCCCUCACCUCCCCCGCACUCCCCCCCUCACCUCCCCCGCACUCCCCCCCCCACCUCCCCCGCGCUUCCCUCCCCACCUCCCCCGCGCUUCCCCCCCCACCACCCCCGCGCUUCCCCCCUCACCUCCCCCGCGCUUCCCCCCCCACCUCCCCCGCGCUUCCCUCCCCACCUCCCCCGCGCUUCCCCCCCCACCUCCCCCGCGCUUCCCUCCCCACCUCCGCGUGGAACUCUUGGAACUCGCGCGCGCGGCAGCGCUUGAGGAGCCACGGGGUGGCGCCGUCGCGCGGGUCCACGCCCUUGAACAGCACGCGGUAGCCCUCGCCCACCAGCAACUGCGGUGCCCAGUGCUCCCCGUUCUCCUCCGCGUGCCUCCCGUUCAACCAUUCCCAUUCCCGUUUCCGUCUCUUCCUCGCCUUCCCUCGUUUCCCUCUCUUCUCUCCCUUCCUUCGCUUCCCAAUCUUCCCUCCCUUCCCUCGUUUCCCUCUCGUCCCUCCCUUCCUGAGUUUCCCUCUCUUCUCUCCCUUCCCGCGGUUCCCUCUCUUCCCUCCCUUCCCUCGUUCCCUCUCUGCCCUCCCUUCCCUUGUUUCCCUCUCUUCCCUCCCUUCCCUCGUUUCCCUCUCUUCCUCCCCUUCCCUCGUUUCCCUCUCGUCCCUCCCUUCCUGAGUUUCCCUCUCUUCUCUCCCUUCCCGCGGUUCCCUCUCUUCCCUCCCUUCCCUCGUUCCCUCUCUGCCCUCCCUUCCCUUGUUUCCCUCUCUUCCCUCCCUUCCCUCGUUUCCCUCUCUUCCUCCCCUUCCCUCGUUUCCCUCUCUUCCUCGCCUUCCCUCGUUUCCCUCUCUUCUCUCCCUUCCCGCGGUUCCCUCUCUUCCCUCCGUUCCCUCGUUUCCCUCUCUUCCCUCCUUCCCUCGGUUCCCUCUCUUCCCUCCCUCCCCUCGGUUCCCUCACUAUCCUCCCUUCCCUCGAUUCCCUCUCUUCCUCCCCUUCCCUCGUUUCCCUCUCUUCCUCGCCUUCCCUCGUUUCCCUCUCUUCUCUCCCUUCCCGCGGUUCCCUCUCUUCCCUCCCUUCCCUCGUUUCCCUCUCUUCCCUCCCUUCCCUCGUUUCCCUCUCGUCCCUCCCUUCCUGAGUUUCCCUCUCUUCUCUCCCUUCCCGCGGUUCCCUCUCUUCCCUCCCUUCCCUCGUUCCCUCUCUGCCCUCCCUUCCCUUGUUUCCCUCUCUUCCCUCCCUUCCCUCGUUUCCCUCUCUUCCUCCCCUUCCCUCGUUUCCCUCUCUUCCUCGCCUUCCCUCGUUUCCCUCUCUUCUCUCCCUUCCCGCGGUUCCCUCUCUUCCCUCCCUUCCCUCGUUUCCCUCUCUUCCCUCCCUUCCCUCGUUUCCCUCUCUUCCCUCUGGUUCCCUCCCCUCCCUCCUUUCCCUCCAACCCCUCUCUUCUCCCCCUUCUCCCCAUUCCGUCCCUUCUCUCCCUGCUUGCAUUCAGAAUCUCUCCUUUUCCUCCCUCCCCUCCCGUCUCUCCCUUCCCUCCCUUCUCUCCCUUCCCUCCCUUCUCUCUCUUCCCUCCCUUCCCUCCCUUCCCUCCCUUCCCUCCCUUCCCUCCCAAAACUCCCUUCCCUCCCUUCCCUUCCUUCCCUCUUACCCUCUCUUCCCUCCCUUAUCAACCUUCCCUUUCUUCCCUCUCUUUCCUCCCUUCCCUCCCCUCCCUCCCUUCCCCCUCUUCCCUCCCUGCGAUCUCUUUCUUCUCUUCUCCCCCCCCCCCCCCCCCCCCCCCCCCCCCCCACCUUCUCCUCCAUCCCUCAGCACGGCCCCCAUCAGCGCCAAAAAAUUAG